Messenger RNA from Saprolegnia diclina VS20, 5190 nucleotides. RefSeq lists its product as hypothetical. The record is from RefSeq and is a predicted model, not a curated record. NCBI's taxonomy places the organism in Eukaryota, Oomycota, Saprolegniomycetes, Saprolegniales, Saprolegniaceae. The annotation marks the transcript as partial. The transcript has a single exon.
GAAUGAUUGCCCCCGCGCCACCGGUCGCGUUCGUGCCAUCGGAGGCAGCAUCGCGGACGUCGUGGGUUCUCUACUGCGGCUAUGUGCUACUGACGGCGCUCAGCGGUUGGUACUAUCUCCUGCUUGUGCGUCCGAGUCUCGCCAACGACCUUUUGUGGGCCGGCUUUUCGACGUCGGGCGCGCAGACGUUCCUCGGGGACCUCUUUCAGCGCCUCUUGCAGCAGAGCAGCACGGCAUCGAGCUCGCUCUUUGAUCCGACUUUGAGUGUGCGCAAAUCCUACGACGCUGCACCCACGUUUAUCGACACGACGGUGUCACUCGCGCGCACCGUGCUCUAUUCGCCGCUGUCGCUCGAGACGGCGCUGCCUGUCCUUCGCGCGACGCGCUUUGAUUGGAUGCUGCGCAUGUACUCGCAGUACUGCUACGUCGACUUGGCUCGGAUUUACGCUGUCUCGACAACGAUGGCACGCCAAGAACGGUGCGAUUCCAAGUACAAGAGCAACGCCGCGGUCUACUGGGAGCCGCUGUGGCGCAACGCCGUGCCACGCGACGUGCUUGACGGCGCGUAUGCUACGGCGCUCGAUGUUGCGAUCUUUGCAGCGCUCAACACGUCGGAGAAUGCCUGGUGGCAGUCGCUCUGGGCGCGCCCUCUUUUGUCGCCGAAGGACGAAGUCGCCUUGUGGCAAUCACAUGGCUUGACCUACUGGCAGACCCAAGUCAACAACUACUACGAGGUCGGGCUCACCGAGACGAUCGAGGUCGUCAAUGCCCUCGGCAUUGUCCAAGUUGUGACGAUCCACCAAGUGGCGAGGCACUUUCGCGGCUUGGCGCUCUGGACAAUGACCAACUCGUACAACGGCAUCUGGAACGACCUCUGGGAGUGCCUCGCCAUCAACUGCAGCCUCGUGCGUGGAGCGAGCGCCUAUUCCGACGACGUCAAAUUGCACUGGGAAACCGUCGAGUACGGUAUCGCGAAUGACACACCACUGCAAGUGGCCAUUCGCUCGUACAUGGGGCCCUUUGGCAGCAUAGAUAUCACGCUUCUUCCCAAGCCAAAGGCACUUGCAGAGUGUUUGGCGCAGUACAUGGCAAAUUGGGUAGGACGUAUUGUCCACAACACAUCGCUCGCAGCCUCAUUUGCCGAGUGGCCUUCUCCACGCGUGUCGCUGCUGCCAACCCCGUGGCGGGCACCCGGGCUCUCCUACUUUGGUGGCAACCCCAUGUGCCUUGGUAAUGCUCCACUGCCCUUUGCGCAAGACCAACUGGGCUUGUACGACUCGUGCUCUGCGCCGACACCAUUUUCCAUGGUCUUGGGCGCUGACGCCUUGCUCUUUGCCUCGGUGAUGUUUGGACCGACUGCUGACGCGAAUGGUAUCUGCGCUCACUGUGACGGCGCUGCGAGUCGCGAUAUAUGCCUCUCGGUGCUGACGAACGUCGCGUCCUGGCUGGACACCUCGGGCCUCCCCACAGCGUUUGCCAAUACCACGGCAACCGACAACGCGAUCCAGCGCCUUCAUUUGACGCUGGUGCAGUUUGCGUGGAAUGGGUCCGACGUCCGCUUCUUGACACAGCCUUGGGUAGAGUCCGGCCCCUGGCGAUUCUUUGGGUACCUAGCCCUCUUCGAUUGGAUGCGAGGCGACCGAGAAGGCUAUCAGUACGACAGUGACAACGGGUCGUUUGCGCUCUUGUCGCCAUCGGUGCCGCCGACGCCGCUGGCAGCGAAUCCCCUCGAGCUUCCCCAGCACGUAGCGUUGUACGUCUGGUACGUCCUUCUCUAUGUGACAAGCGUCCUCUCGGUCCUUGCACUUGCCGUGCUACUGGCAUCAACGAAAUCCAAGCGGCCGCGCCAGCUCCUGCACUUCAACCGCGUGGCGGGUCUGGUCUGGAUCGGCCGCCCGAUGUUGCUUCUGCGCAGCGCCACCGCGCUUGCGAUAUUGAGUACGUCGCCAAUGACGUUUGAAACGCGCGCGGGCGUCUCCCGCUUUGUCUUUACCCCGCGCUCGGUGCUCGAGACCAUGGUCUUGUCGGGCGAGGCAACGUGGGCCACCUAUGUGCUCGUCGACGUUCUCUUGCCAUUGACAAAGCGGGCGGCGCCGACGUAUGCGCCCCUCAGCAGCCUCGCGGCGUGGCUGCUCCUCGUCUUCUGGGACGUCUUGGCUCCGUUUCAAGCCACUUUGCACAUUGCCCAGAAGUGCGAUAUUUUGGAACUCGGCUUGUCGGCCACAUGCACCGGUGGCCGCAUCGAAGUGGGAAGCGCGACCCGCUUCUAUGACCUCUUGGCAGCCAACGUCCUCGCCGUGCUCUUGCCGGCGCUGUGGAUGCAUACGACCAAUGACGACCCUCGGAGCGAGCCUGGUCCGCUCGUGGCUGCGUCCGCCGAUGCGUUCGUUCAUGGUACCGCCGGGCACUUGGAUCCUGUGGGUGCGAUCAUGUCGGGACUGCUUCCGCUUCGGCGCGGCUUUGUCGACAUGAGUCUCUGGCUCCGCGUUGGCUUCCAUGCUGGGCCGCGAUUGCAGACGAAGCUGACGACCCGGCAUCUUCCACUCAAGGUGCCACAUCGCCUUGUGCUCAAAGCCAGUGCUGGGUUCCUCUACGUUGUGUUUUCCGUCGUCGGCAGCUGCAGCUACAUUUACGUCUCCGAGACCGCGCUCGCCAACGAUCUCUGGUGGGCGGGCUUCAACGCGACGGGGCACCAGACGCUGCUCGCAAACUGGUUUGUCCAACAGCUUCAAGUGACCAAUUCGGUCGCGGGCGUCGACCUCACGGAGAGUCGAUACCGCGACAACGCCAACCGCUACAACCUCACGGAUACAACAACCGUAGUCUCCAACUUGUACGCCAGCAUGCUCCAAAGCGAAGUCAACAGCCUGCCGGCUGUCGUGCGGGGUCUUCGCCACAUGGAGAGCAGUGACGCGCCGUGGAUCGCAACAAGCUACUGCUUUCUUGACCUCAGCCGGUCGUGGACCAUGGCCGUCUCGUCGACGCGCCAGGCGCAGUGCAAUGCCUCGAAUGGCGCUGUCUACUUCGAGCCGCUACUGCGCAAUGUGGCCUUCUCGCACGCGUGGUGGUAUCCCGGCUUUGUCAUCGGGAUCGAAGCGCACCUUUUGACGAGUGCAUCCGGUCGCGACUGGCUCGCAACGCUCGGCGCACCGCGCCUUUCAAUCGACGGUGAAGUGAGCUAUUGGCGCCAGCACGGCGUUCGAGCGUACGAGACUCAGUGGCAAAACUACAAGCAACUCGGUGUGUUUGAAUCGUUUGCGAUCGCAACGGCGCUGAACUCGCGCUAUGCCAUCUCGCUGCGUGCGUCGAACGCGUCCCUCCACACGGCCAAGCAAACGUCCUUCAAAAUGCAGUGGCCGCUCGCGAGCUACCUCUGGGCGGUGACGGCCAACGUCUCGGGCAUUGGAGGCUCGAGUCUUCUACGAGAGAGUGCGAUGUUUGCCUUUGGCAACACAACCAUCGCGUCCGUGCUCACGCGCAAUUUGACGCUCGUGGCGCCACUCGACCCGGCGCUGGCAGCCCUGGAAGCCGCGGUGGGGCCCUUUGGCACCAUUGAUUUGCGCCGAGUCGCCUUUCCAAUCGCGCUGCAAACGUGGUAUGUGGAGGUUCGAGCAGCCAUCGUGACGAGCCUCGCCACCGCCAGCGUUGACGCACGUACCGCAUUUGCUCAGAUUGCCCCGUCGGUCUCGCUCUUCCCGCGACCGACCGAGUGGGCGACUUUGGAGUCUGUCGGCGGCGACCUCAUGUGCCAAAGGCAGAGCACAUCGGCGACGUUCGUGCUGCAGUUCUUCUCCAACGCCGGUGUCUGUUCGAGCAACAACCAAGACUCGAUCGUCUUUGAUGCGAUAAGCGCGACGCAAUCGCUGGUCUCCACCGACAAACUCAACGCGACGGCCGCGUGCGACCAUAUGUGGGGGUCAUCGUCUGCGUGUUUGAGCCUCCUUGUCUCGACUACGCAGCUGCUACAAGUGCUACUACUGCCACACAACGAGACACUCCAGUCCUUGGUCACCGCGGUCUACGAUGACGACACGGUGCAGCAAUUGCGCCUCGUCCAGUACAUGCAAGACGCCAAUAGCUCUUCGAUCCUGCUCCAGCAAUCCCCGCUGUUUCCAGAGCACGACCCUUCCUUCCACGUGUUUGGGUUCCUCUACCUCCUCGAAUGGCUGCGUGGCGUACGCGAAGUCGUGUCGUUUGAGGGCAGCCACGGCCGAAUCGUCACGCUCUCGGCCGGGAAUCCCGUGCUUGUCGGGCCCGUCAACGCGCUCGAAGUGCCCACAAACGUUGCAAAAUACGCGCGCUACGUCCUCUUGUACGUCACCAGCGUCCUCGUGCUCGUGGCGCUUCUCACGGGCGGGCAUGUGCUCUGGAGCCGCGGCUGCGUCCACGGCUUCAACCUCUUUGCCAUCAACCGCGUCACCGGUCUUGUCUGGAUCGGCCGGCCGCUGCUGCUCUUGCGCAGCGUCUCGGCGCUCUGCCUCCUCUCGACGGCGCGGCUCGACGUUGAGAGUGAUCAUCUCGGGUUCUACUUUUUUCGCGCUUUGCAGCCGAGCUGGCCCGCGACGAUCAUGGCUGGCGGCGAAGCCACGUGGGUCGUCUUCCUCCUCAACGACCUAGCGUCGCUCUACACGCGCGAGUACACGCCACUGUAUGCUGGUCCGAGCAGCCUCCUCGUGUGGGCGAGCGUCGCGGUAUGGAGCCUCGUAUCGCCCGUGACGCACGCCGCUGCGAUCGACCGCCGCUGCGACGUACCCGCCGUCGACGCGCAGCUCGUGUGCGAAAGCGGUGUCGUCGCGAUCGGCAGUGCAGCGCGGUUUUUCGGGCUCUUUGGGGUCACGAAUGGCCUCAUUCUUGGCACGUAUCUGCUCCAGCGUAUGCGGUGUCGGGAGGUGCCACCGCCAUCGAUCCAGUCGCAGCUGCUCUAUGCGUCGGCCCACUACCACUUUAACGCCGCCCAAUGGCUCGAAGGCGACAUCUACUACCUCGACUCGGCGUCGGCCACGAUCGCGGGCCUCCUCAGUGUGCGCUAUCGCGACGCGCUCUAUGUGCUCGAUAUUAAAAAGUGGCGCCUCCACGUGCUUCCACCACCGACCUGCACCGACCACCGCGCGCGUGCACUGCCCUUGCCGCUUGCAGACACCUAGGAUACCCUCACCUGAGAUAACUUUAAAUGCUUUGUUGUUUAUUUUU